CCCCUCAGGAUCGUCAGGGAAGGUACCGAACCAAGGGACAAGAUAACCCCAGAAGACAGCUGCAGUAGCAGCCCCUGUGGCCCAAGCGGCUAGAGUCCCAGCCAAGCUCUUUCCACUGCGGAGACGAAGCGUGUACCGGCCAUACAAGCGCCCGAAGGUGGAUGCAGCGGUGUCGCACCAGCUCAGGAGCAAAACGCCCACCACGCCAACAUCCUUUGGGAAGAAACGGAGAGAGAUAUAUGCUCCCAACAGGUACCAGAUCACACCAUUGUACCCGGCUACCUCGGUCUCUCGCAUAAGCGCCCCCAAGCACCGGAUGUACAGUUUGUUUACAGACUGGUAGCGGUGUCGUAGGAAAUCGGUAAUAGCUAUUGGGAUCAAUGCUGUUAGGAGCCAGGGAGCUACGUUCAAGGUCUGGACCCCACGGUAGUAGAGAUGGAGCGUGACAAAUCCGAUUGAAACAUGGAGAAGUUUGCGCGGGAUUUCAUGCCGAUGAAUAAAAGUCCUGUAGUGUCUAUGAAGCGGUAUGAGGCCUAGUGGUGAAGGAGAACGGGAGAAAGCCCGCAAACGGUUUUGAAUGUUGGAAUAUGGGGAGAGAUGGCCAUUCGCAGGGACAUAUCCAUUCGACAGGGGUUCGGAUUUUGAUAAGCCUGUUAUCGAGGCGCCGUUCACAGGCGUUAGUCCCGUCAUUCGUCGACGUGCUUGAUUCGGAGGUAGCCCAGUCGGGCUCCGAGAGCGCGUACGUGCGCGGCGGUCUGUAAUAGAGUCCGAGCUUGAUUCCUCCUCACUCUCAUUGUGGGUUUCGUUCUCCUCUGAUAUGGCGGGAGGCGACGAGAGGCGUUGUCUCGCAGAAGCGGAUCGCGUGACACGGCCAGACUCAACGUUUCCGGCGGUCAAAUUAUCUGAAGGAGCGGGAGACGGCGAAGUUACGCGGGGAGUAGUGGGAACAGCAUACAUAACUGACAUGACAGCGGAAAUCCUGGAGGGGCGCACUAGGAAACACGAUCGACGCGAUGAGGGCAGUUAGAGCCCCGACACUAGAUCCCUUGCGAGUGGCAGAAAAGAACGAAAAACGGCAGCCAGAGGGUAGAAUAUCCCGCGAAAGAUACUGUAAGGAGGGGCUAUAACGCCACAAAAAUAGAGCUCUGUGUUUGUCAAGGGAGCGCUCGCUGCGGAAAAUGCAGGCGCAUUCUGGGCCAGCAAACACACAAGCGGUGUGGUUUCUUCACCCUGAGACGCACAAAGUAGUGGAAAGCAAAGCGACAGUAGAGUGAGGAGCUGCAGAGGAAAUAAAAAGAUAGAGUCCGUGUCUCUGAGAUGAUGCAGAUGAAUAACUUGUCAGCUUCAAUAUUUCCAAAUAAGGGCUUUUAGCACGUGAUAAUCAGCUUUUCCGCCACGCUCCGCAGGUCACGUGGGGCGGAGCAAUUUAUAGCGGCGUAAAACGGCAGAAAUUAUUCCGCGCGCCAAGACUUCCACUUUUUUACUCCAUUGGGAAACUAUCGCAGACUUCCCCAACCUCAUCUCAAGCCUCCACGUUAAGCUUGAGACCGGACGGAAUUGUGAUACCCGCGUGCAGAAUGGCUCCAGCGAUUCCGCAGAGCUCUAAGUCUAGAGCUUGGGAUGCUCUCACCCCUCCAUUGUCGGAAUGGAUCCUUGACGCUAUUUCCACUAUGGGCUUCUCCCGUAUGACCCCAGUACAGGCCUCGACAAUUCCUCUGUUCAUGGCGCAUAAGGAUGUCGUUGUUGAGGCUGUGACGGGCAGCGGGAAGACAUUAUCCUUUUUGAUUCCCGUAGUAGAAAGGCUUUUACGGCUGGAAUCACCUAUAAAAAAGCAUCACAUUGGAGCCAUUAUCAUCUCCCCCACCAGAGAAUUGGCCACUCAAAUAUACAAUGUCUUGCUGUCUUUGCUAGCCUUCCACGGUCCAUCCGCGGCGCGCCUUCAGCGGGCAGGUAACAACAACGAAGGCGACGAGGCUAACCCUGCCCCAUCGUACCCAUCAUCCACGUUGAAAAUAGUACCUCAACUCCUACUAGGAGGCGCUACAACCCCCGCGCAAGAUCUAAGUACAUUUCUAAAGCAGUCGCCUAAUGUUCUCGUAUCAACACCGGGUCGCCUUCUUGAGCUUUUAUCGUCGCCUCAUGCCCAUUGUCCACAGUCGUCGUUUGAGGUUCUUGUCCUCGAUGAGGCGGACAGACUUUUAGAUUUGGGUUUCAAAGAAGAUCUACAGAAAAUCCUUCAACGAUUACCCAAGCAACGGCGAACGGGUCUUUUCAGUGCCAGUGUCAGCGAGGCAGUCGACCAGAUUAUUCGCGUCGGCUUACGGAACCCGGUUAAAAUUGCAGUCAAGGUGAAAGGGGCAGGUUUGGAGGAAAAGCGAACUCCAGCGAGCCUUCAAAUGACCUACCUCCUUACCCCACCAACCCACAAACUGCCUGCCGUGAAAAAGAUCCUCUCAACCCUCUCACCCACCCCGCAAAGAUCCAUCCUUUACUUCUCCACCUGCGCCGCAGUAGACUAUUACCAGCACAUCCUCCCUUCCCUCCUACCAGACCAAUUUACCACAAUCCCUCUGCACGGCAAACACCCCCCACAAGUCCGUCAGAAAAAUUUCACCCGCUUCGCCCACUCCGUCACCUCCUGCAUCCUCCUAACCACGGACGUGGCCGCCCGCGGCCUCGACAUCCCAGCCGUAGAUCUAGUAAUCCAAAUAGAUCCCCCGACGGAUCCAAAAGUCUUCCUCCACCGCUGCGGACGAGCAGGCCGCGCUGGCCGUCGCGGUCUCAGCAUCAUCUUCCUCCACCCAGGUCGGGAAGAGGAUUACAUCCCAUUCCUCAAUGUGCGCAAAACGCCCGUGACGGAAUUCCAAUCCACCUCCACCUCCACCUCCACCACAUCCACAUCCUCAUUCUCCCACCCAAUCCACAUCACACCCACAGACGCCAUAACCACCACCGAACAAAUCCGCACCCUCGUCCUUCAAGACCGCGCCGUACACGAUAAAGCCCAGCGCGCCUUCGUCAGCUGGCUACGCAGCUACAGCAAGCACCAGGCCAGCAGCAUAUUCCGCGUCACAGACUUGGACUGGGAGGAGCUGGGGCGAGCAUGGGGGCUUCUGCGACUGCCCAAGAUGCCCGAGCUAAAGGCGUUUACAGGUGAUAAGAGUCUAGGCGUUAGUGGGGUGGAUUGGAAUAACUAUGCGUACAAGGAUAAGCAGAGAGAGAGACAUCGGCAGGAAGAGAUGGGCGAGCGGAGGAGUGGUGGCGACAUUGAUCAUGAUAAUGCUGCGAGUGUUAAUGGUGAGAAGGGGCCUCUGAAGAGGCCUGUGGUUAGCGAAUCGAUUCCAUGGAGUCAGAAUCUGGAGAGAAAGAGUGAGAAGGAGCGGCGACGGGAGAGGAAGAAAGCUAAGAGAGAGCAUGAGCGGUGGGAAAAGAUGACGGAGGAAGAGAGGGAGAAAGUAAGAGAGACCGAGCGGAUGGUGAGUGCCGUUCGAAAAUCUGCGAAGGAACAAGCUCAAACCGAGGCUGAAGAGGAGUUUGAAGGGUUCGAUUAGCUGCUACUCAGGGGCUUUUAUAAUACACACUACGUAGCAAUUCAUCGGUUACAAUUACUUUAUGAUUCCCUACAGUAAAAGAGAAUGAAUAUCUUGGCAAAAAAUCAAUUGCGCCUUUCCCCCCAGCCCCCCGGACUCCAAACAAAAGCUAAUCAUACAUGAUCUAUAAAAAUAUAAAAGCCAGGAGCAAACAUGCAUACGUGCAUACAUACGUGCGUGCCUACAUACAUGCGGCCCGUUAAACCCAGUCUACUUCUUUUCCCCCAGAAGAGGAAGAGAGGGAAUAAACGAGCAAUAGAAGACGAAAAAGAAAUCAAAAAAGUAAAAAAUCAAAACACAAUACAAAAGAAAAUAUGAGCCUUUCGAAAGUACCCAGUCA
Messenger RNA from Blastomyces dermatitidis ER-3, 3930 nucleotides. Its product is annotated as ATP-dependent rRNA helicase SPB4. The transcript is spliced from 3 exons. Gene Ontology annotation, cellular component: nucleolus. NCBI's taxonomy places the organism in Eukaryota, Fungi, Ascomycota, Eurotiomycetes, Onygenales, Ajellomycetaceae. Gene Ontology annotation, molecular function: RNA helicase activity; ATP binding; nucleic acid binding. Bases 1578 to 3551 code for a protein of 657 amino acids. The record is from RefSeq and is a predicted model, not a curated record.